CCCCUCUUUUUUUCCCCCAAAUCUCGCAUCGCCUUGUCUCCCCCUCCCCCCGUGCGCCUCCGAUCCGGCGCCAAUCCGCCGCGGAAUCCGGCGAAUCCGGCGGGGGCACGGGCGCGGCGCGGCGAUUUGGUCGGGGAGGCGGCGCGGGGCGCUGCGGAUCGAGCUCCGGGUCGACGGAUUUGGCCGCGUGGAACGGGAGCUCGACUCGAUUUUUGCGGAGGCGCGCGGUCGCCGGAGGCGGGAGAGGGAGAGGGAGAGAGAGGGACGGCAUAUGCGUGUGACGGUGACGCCCAAGGACGAGGAGAGGCUGGUGGUGCUCAUGGCGCGGGAGCGGCCGCGGUCGGCGGUCGUGGCACCCGGGGGAGACCUCGUUACGGCGGGUGGCGGCGGCGGUGGGGGAGGGGGAGGGGAGGGGUCCGACGGGGACUCGUCGGGGUCGCUGGAGGAGAUCAGCGCCGACGACUUCAAGAAGGAGUCGUCGGCCGCCGGCGGCGCGGCGGCGGCGGCCGCGGCGCAGCAGAGAUCUAGGGUUUGGAUGGGGUACAACAUCCCGCGGAGCUACGCGCCGGCGUUCCACAGCUUCGCGUGGGCGCAGGCCGUGCAGAACAAGCCGCUCGUGCCCCGCGCCGCCGACGCCGCCGACGAGGACGAGGUGGAGCACGUCGUGGACACCUCGGACGAGGAGAAGGAGGAGGGCGAGAUCGAGGAGGGGGAGGCCGUGCAGACCACCACCACCUCCUCCUCGUCCCCGCCGUGCGCGCAGCCGCCCGAAACCAUCGACCUGGACUCCGACGCGCCGGAGAAGUCCGAGUCGAUGGUGGCCAUGUAUGGCGGUGGCGCCGCGCCGGCCGGUGCUGAGGAGGAGGAAGUGGACUUUGACCAGCGUGUGGGGAGUAUACUCGAGGAGCUUGAGAUGGUCUCCAUUGAGGAAGCUGAGAAGUCGUUUGAGGGUGCAUGUACGCGUCUGCGAACGUGCUUCGAGAACCUGAAGCCGUUAUUCCCAGAGAGCGGGAGCCCAAUGCCCAUGCUUGAUGCCCUUGUGCAGCAGGCGUUUGUUGGAAUCGACACCAUUACCACCGUGGCAAAUUCGUAUGACAUGCCGAAGAGGGAGCAGACCAAGAACAUGCUUCUUAAGUUGUUAUUCCACAUAAAAAACAGAUAUUCAGACAUGCUAACACCUGACCAACGAGAUGAGCUGGAUAGCCGUGUGAGGCAGUUAGUGUUUGAGGAUGGAAAAGACAAUGCAAAUGGUCCAAAUGCCACUUCAACUAAUGCUGCAGCUCCAUCUGGUCAGGUUUUAUCAGAGAGACUACCAUUUGAAUCAGGAGCAGGAAAUUCAUUUAGCAAGGUUGAAAUACCAGCAAAGAAUAGAAUGGUUAGCCCCUUGUUGGAUCUUCAUGCAGAUUAUGACGAAAACAGCUUACCCUCACCAACUCGAGAUAGUAAACCACCUUUUGAUGUGCCAAAGCCCAUUGGAUAUGGAGCACUUCCAAUGGCACCUGACAGACCAUCGGUUCUAGAAAGAGUUGAGCCUGCGAAGAAUUCUUCGUAUCAAUCCUUUAACGAUGCACUGAAGGCUGUUUGCUAUUACCAACAGAAGCAUGGGCAGAAGUCUAACUUUGCAAGCGAUGAUCUACCAAGUCCAACUCCUUCUGGUGAUGGAGAUAAAUCUGGAGACAAAGGGGGUGAUGUAUUUGGUGAAGUUUCGAGCUUUUCUGCUUCAAACAAGAUUGCGUUGCCAAUUGUGAAUCAGAUGCCCUCUCGACCUAGCACAGUUAGCAGCAACAGUGACAGUUUUGCAGGUGGUCCACCAGGUUAUGCUAAACAGAUUGAAAACUCUGUUUCAGGAUCCAACCACCUGCUAAAAGCUACAGCUAAAAGUAGAGAUCCAAGGCUUAAGUUUUUAAAUCGUGAUACUGGUGGUGUUGCAGAUGCAAACCGACGUGUGAAUUUUGCAGAACCAAAUCCUUCUAAAGAUAGGACCAUGGGUGGUGGAGUAUCAAUCAAUAGCCGUAAGAAUAAGGCAGUUGAUGAACCUAUGGUGGAUGAGAACGCGUUAAAAAGAUCUAGGGGUGUCAUUGGCAACCUGAGAGAUAUGCAACCUACAGGUCGAGGUGGGUGGGCUAAAGAUGGAGGUAAUAUUAGCUCAUAUUCUAGUGAUGGGUUUCAGCCAAAUCAAAAUACAAGACUUGGAAAUAACACAACUGGAAAUCAUAAUAUCAGGACAGAUAGUACACUUGCUAGUAACUUAAAUAAUACGACAAAUAAUAGUGGAACUAGUCCUGGAAUUGUACAAGCACCCCAAACUAAUUCAGCUCCGCAAACCAGUUCUGCUCCUGCUGUUUCAUUGCCUGCUAUGUUAAAAGACAUUGCUGUCAAUCCAACAAUGCUCAUGCAAUGGAUUCAAAUGGAACAGCAGAAGAUGUCAGCAUCAGAACCUCAGCAGAAGGUAACUGCUUCUGUUGGCAUGACUAGUAAUGUAACUCCUGGCAUGGUUUUACCACUUGGCAAUGCUCCAAAGACCACAGAAGUUGCAGCAGUCCCUUCUGUUAGACCACAAGUUCCAAUGCAGUCAGCUCCCAUGCACUCACAAAAUGAUACUGGAGUUAUACGUAUGAAACCACGUGAUCCUCGUCGCAUACUCCAUAGUAACAUAGUGCAGAAGAACGAUACAGUUCCUCCAGUUGGUGUUGAGCAAGCCAAAAGCAAUGGAACUGCUCCGCCAGACUCUCAGAGCAGCAAGGACCAUUUGCUCAACCAAGACCAAAAGGCAGAGCAACUUCAGGCUAUUGCAUUGCCUUCUCUACCUGUUACAUCAUCAGCACGGCCAGUCACCAUGAAUGCAAAUCCUGUCUCAAAUUCACAGUUAGCUGCUACAGCACUUAUGCCUCCUCAUGGCAAUACAAAGCAAACUUCAAGUAGUGUAAAUAAGGCAGAUCCAAGAUUAGCUGCUGGACAGAAUGAAUCUAAUGAUGAUGCUGCAACAAGUACUGGUCCUGUAACAGCACCUGAUGCUGUGCCGCCUGCUAGCCCAUAUGGAGAUGUUGAUCAUCUCCUUGAUGGUUAUGAUGAUCAGCAGAAGGCUCUCAUUCAGAAGGAAAGGGCAAGGCGGAUCAAGGAACAACACAAGAUGUUUGCAGCACGGAAACUUUGCUUGGUGCUUGAUUUGGAUCACACGCUCCUCAAUUCUGCAAAGUUUAUAGAAGUGGACCAUAUUCACGGGGAAAUUUUACGAAAGAAAGAGGAACAAGAUCGAGAGAGGGCAGAGCGCCAUCUCUUCUGUUUUAAUCAUAUGGGAAUGUGGACCAAACUGAGACCUGGAAUAUGGAACUUUCUUGAGAAGGCAAGUAAACUUUAUGAGUUGCAUCUGUACACAAUGGGCAACAAGGUUUAUGCUACUGAGAUGGCUAAGGUUCUUGAUCCUACUGGAACCCUGUUUGCUGGGCGUGUUAUCUCAAGAGGCGAUGAUGGUGAUCCUUUUGACAGUGAUGAGCGAGUGCCAAAAAGUAAAGAUCUUGAUGGGGUGUUGGGGAUGGAAUCUGCAGUGGUGAUCAUUGAUGACUCUGUGAGAGUCUGGCCCCACAACAAACACAAUUUAAUUGUUGUAGAGAGAUACACCUAUUUCCCCUGCAGCAGGCGUCAGUUUGGGCUUCCUGGGCCAUCACUUCUUGAAAUUGAUCGAGAUGAAAGACCAGAGGAUGGUACUCUUGCUUCUUCACUCGCGGUUAUUGAGCGCAUUCACAAGAACUUCUUUUCUCAUCCUAAUCUCAAUGAUGCUGAUGUGCGGAGCAUACUAGCAUCUGAGCAGCAGAGGAUACUUGGUGGUUGCCGUAUUGUCUUUAGCCGGAUUUUCCCGGUUGGAGAGGCCAAUCCCCAUAUGCAUCCUUUGUGGCAGACUGCUGAGCAGUUCGGUGCAGUUUGCACGAACCAAAUUGAUGAUCGGGUCACCCAUGUUGUGGCCAACUCCCUCGGGACUGACAAGGUGAAUUGGGCGCUAUCAACAGGCAGAUUCGUUGUUCAUCCAGGAUGGGUAGAAGCUUCAGCUCUAUUAUACCGGCGUGCCAGUGAGCUCGACUUUGCGGUUAAAUAACACGACAAUGAAUCCCUGUUUGCCAUCCAAAGUCGUGAGUAACUUCCUGGGACCAUCCGAAGUCGUGAGUAAACUUCCCGGGGACAGGAUCCGGUCAAGGAAAACCUAACAUGACAACAAAAAUCAAACAACAUAAGUGAAAGAAAAAACCGGACCGUACUAAGAAAACCCCUAAAAGAAUCUCAGGCGAAAAACAGGUAAAGGAACGCUUCAUCAUACAACAAAGCCUGAAAGAAGAGAGGGCAAUCCACAUUGUUUCUGAGGUGCUGAGCGUUUGCCUGACAAAAGGGUUCCAGUGUGAACCAUGAAAGAAAAUUAUGCCAAGCAUAAAAAAUGGCAAAUGCUCACCAAUCUCCCCUUGUGUAACAUGUAGUAGUAAAUCUGGUACAUUUUUGGUUGCAGUCCUAGGUCCCUGCCUCUUUGCUGCAGUCCUGCCAGGCUCCUACUACUAGCCACAGACUACUCCGUGGUGGCUUGCUGGUAGCAGUCACCCAUCGAGACCAGGUGAGAGUGGCAUGUCGACUGGCAAGAGCAGCAGGCAAGGAGCAGGAGCGAUACUGCUUUGGACUGUGUCUCUGUGUAUUCAUGUGGCUGUAAUACUGCAGCUGCCGAUUCCUUCCUCUUGUGCCCUCCCUCUGAUGAAAGCCACAUGGAAAAGGACACCUGAGGAUGCUCCUGCCUCUCUUCAUCAAAAGAGAUGAGGAGGGUUCAGGGAGAGGGCAUAUGUACUAUGCAGGAUUCAUGUUGCGACAGCGGAGAAUUUCCCUUGUUGGUUGAGGCUAUACCUUUCUUCUUGUGCCAACUUGAGGAGUCAAUGGGUGUGGCAGAAGAAGAACGUGGAAGAUGUGGUUGGUUUGGUGAACAACUGUAAGAGGAGGGCUCACAGGGAGCUCAUGCUGAAAAUUACUACUACUAACUCGGAUGGGUGAAAACUGAAAAGAUUGGGAUGGUGAGGGAUGCUUUUCAUGUUUUUUGUUUUUCUUUUUGCAGGGAUGGUAAUUCUUUUUGGGUAAAUAUUUACUAUACUUGGUAAAAAAAACACGACAACAAAACCGAACACUUUUUUUUAAACAUCUUCUGGGUUAACCUAAACAUGACAACGCUGUUUCUACUCUACUUUAUCUGGAAAUGAAGGGCCUCAUUGUUUGCUCUA
Messenger RNA from Oryza sativa Japonica Group (Japanese rice), 5243 nucleotides. Its product is annotated as RNA polymerase II C-terminal domain phosphatase-like 3. Gene Ontology annotation, molecular function: RNA polymerase II CTD heptapeptide repeat phosphatase activity. Lineage: Eukaryota; Viridiplantae; Streptophyta; Magnoliopsida; Poales; Poaceae. The record is from RefSeq and is a predicted model, not a curated record. Gene Ontology annotation, cellular component: nucleus.